Dendrobium catenatum is the source of this 2572-nucleotide messenger RNA. Its product is annotated as oligopeptide transporter 4. The coding region runs from base 30 to 2279 and encodes 749 amino acids. Gene Ontology annotation, molecular function: oligopeptide transmembrane transporter activity. The transcript has 6 exons. Lineage: Eukaryota; Viridiplantae; Streptophyta; Magnoliopsida; Asparagales; Orchidaceae. Gene Ontology annotation, biological process: transmembrane transport. The record is from RefSeq and is a predicted model, not a curated record.
UGACCAUGCAGCAGCAACUGUAGUAACAGAUGGCAAAGACGCCGGAUCAGGAAGAGCAAUACCGAGGAUCCAAGCAGCCGGAAAACGGCAGCGCCGCCGGCAACAAGGCCGACGAAGAGGAAUCAUCUCCGAUUGAACAAGUCCGGCUGACCGUAUCGACAACCGACGACCCCAAUCUUCCGGUAUGGACGUUCCGGAUGUGGUUCCUAGGGCUUCUAUCCUGUGCCCUAAUGUCCUUCCUGAACCAGUUCUUCGCCUACCGAACGGAGCCUCUUGUCAUCACGCAGAUCACCGUUCAGGUGGCCUCUCUUCCGGCUGGGCAUUUCCUCGCUCGUACCCUGCCGCAGGCGAAGUUCCGGCUUCCUGGAUUCGGCGAUCAGGAGUUCUCGCUCAAUCCGGGGCCGUUUAACAUGAAGGAGCAUGUCCUGAUCUCGAUCUUUGCGAACGCUGGGUAUGCUUUUGGAAACGGAAACGCAUAUGCUAUUGGGAUCGUUAACAUUAUCAAGGCGUUCUAUAAGCGGAACAUCUCGUUCCUGGCUAGCUGGAUUCUUAUCAUCACUACGCAGGUGCUGGGGUACGGAUGGGCGGGGCUGAUGAGGAAGUACGUGGUGGAGCCGGCGCAUAUGUGGUGGCCGAGCACGCUGGUUCAGGUGUCGCUUUUCCGGGCAUUGCAUGAGAAGGAAGACCACCGCUUCUCCCGAGCCAAGUUCUUCGUAAUCGCAUUGAUCUGCAGCUUUGCUUGGUAUGCAGUCCCUGGCUACUUAUUCCCUACCCUGACUAGUAUCUCCUGGGUCUGCUGGGCAUUCUCCAGGUCUGUCACUGCUCAGCAAAUCGGCUCGGGCAUGAGAGGCCUUGGCCUUGGGGCCAUUACACUGGACUGGUCCGCCGUCUCCUCCUUCCUCUUCAGCCCUCUCGUCUGCCCAUUCUUUGCCAUUGCCAAUGUUUUUGUUGGAUAUUUUCUCGUUGUCUACAUAACAAUGCCAAUCGCUUAUUGGGGCAUGAACGUUUACAAUGCCAAGACCUUUCCAAUAUUUUCCUCCCAUCUCUUCACAAGAGAAGGGCAGCCCUACAACAUUAGUGCUAUUGUGAACAACAAGUUUGAGAUUGACAUGAAUGCUUAUCAGGAGCAGGGAAGGAUUAACCUGAGUAUGUUCUUUGCAUUGACAUAUGGAUUUGGCUUUGCCACUAUUGCUGCUACGCUUACACAUGUGGCCUUCUUCUAUGGAAGGGAGAUCUAUGAUCGUUUCCGUGCUUCAUAUAAAGAAAAGGAGGACAUACAUACAAAGCUGAUGAAGAACUAUGAGGACAUACCAGAAUGGUGGUUUCACUUAUUACUUGGAUUCACUGUUGCAAUUUCUUUGAUCCUAUGCACAGUCCUGAAAGACCAAGUUCAACUUCCAUGGUGGGGGCUCUUCUUUGCCUGUGCCAUGGCCUUCUUGUUUACUUUACCCAUCAGCAUCAUAACCGCAACUACAAACCAGACUCCAGGGCUGAAUAUCAUCACAGAAUACGUAAUGGGACUUAUCCUACCUGGGAAACCAAUUGCAAAUGUCUGCUUCAAAGUUUAUGGAUACAUGAGCAUGUCCCAAGCAGUUGCUUUCCUCUCAGAUUUCAAGCUCGGUCAUUACAUGAAAAUCCCUCCAAAAUCCAUGUUCCUUGUUCAGUUUGCUGGCACCAUUGUUGCUGGAACAAUCAACCUCGGUGUUGCAUGGUGGCUUCUGGGCUCAAUUAAGAACAUAUGCCAGGACGAGCUCCUACCGCCAAACAGCCCCUGGACUUGCCCCGGUGACCGUGUCUUCUUCGACGCAUCCGUAAUUUGGGGCUUGGUAGGCCCGAGACGGAUUUUCGGUUCGCUCGGCAACUACGGUGCUUUGAACUGGUGUUUUCUGGUCGGUGCAGUUGGCCCAAUCAUAGUCUGGCUCUUCCACAGAGCAUUCCCUCAUCAAUCAUGGAUCCCACUCAUAAACCUUCCAGUUCUUCUUGGAGCUACAGCCAACAUGCCUCCAGCUACUCCACUCAACUAUAACGUUUGGGUCAUUGUUGGAACAAUCUUCAACUUCUUCGUCUUCAGGUACAGGAAAAAAUGGUGGGUAAGAUACAAUUACAUCCUUUCUGCAGCACUGGAUGCAGGAGUUGCGUUCAUGGGGGUCCUGCUGUACUUCAGUUUAAGCAUGGAGAACUACAGUCUGGACUGGUGGGGCACUAGAGGUGAGCACUGUGAUCUUGCAACUUGCCCCACCGCGAAAGGAGUGAUUGUCGAUGGCUGCCCUGUGUUUUAAACACUUGCAUAUUCCUUUAAGAAUUGCCUUCUUUCUUUGACAAAUGCUGCUCAGGCCAAACUUUUUUAUUCAAUGAAGUGCUGACACUUCAAAUUUUUUGGCUGAGUAGCAUUUCUGUUCUUCUUAUCUUGAAAAUGUCCUGUAUAAAAAACUUUCAGUUUGUGUUUUUUUACAUUGCUUUUCAUGCAUGUUUGUUUCCUUAACUGUAGCUCAAUAAAAAAGAGCUGCUUAAAUGAAUAUUAUGUAUUGAUGUCUUCAUUGAAUGAUAUAUAUAUAAAGUUAAGUUUCAGCUA